AUGUUCAAGAAGAGUGACACAUCAAAGCAUGUUCUGUGUGCUAAAUCUGAAACUGGCAGCACUUGUGAUCACAGCAAUAAACUCAAAAUUAAGCUUAGGAAGAAGUUUCAACAUAUGCAUGAGGGAAUAGCAAAGCAGGGAAAUGCAGCUCUCUUAAAUGAGAUCUACACAGAGCUCUACAUCACAGAAGGUGAAAAUGGAGAGACUGCUUCAUCUUCCAAGAGAGAAGAAACGGAAGAUACACCAAUCAAUUCUAAUGACAUCUUCAAAUUUUUACCUGGACAAGACCGACCAAUCAGAACUGUAUUAACUAAAGGAGUCGCUGGGAUUGGAAAAACAGUCUCUGUGCAGAAGUUCAUUCUGGACUGGGCUGAAGGGAAAGCAAAUCAGGAUGUCCACUUCAUAUUUUCACUUCCUUUUAGAGAGCUCAAUUUAUUGAAGAACCAAGCAUUCAAUCUACAAUAUCUUCUGCAACUUUUCAUGGGCACUAAACAACUUGAAAUCUCUCCAAAUGAAGGUAAAUUCAUUUUCAUCUUCGAUGGUUUGGAUGAGUGUCGUCUGGGUCUGGAUUUUCACAACAGUGUGAGGUUGUGUGAUGUGACUGAAUCAGCCUCAGUAGACGUGCUGCUGACAAACCUCAUUGUGGGGAAUCUGCUUCCCUCUGCUCUCAUCUGGAUCACCUCCAGACCAGCAGCAGCUGAUCUCAUCCCCUCCGAGUGUGUUCAUCGAGUGACAGAGGUACGAGGCUUCAAUGAUCCACAGAAGGAUGAAUACUUCAGAAAGAGAACCAGUGAUCAGAUCCUGGCUGAGAAAAUCAUCUCACACCUGAAGUCAUCGAGGAGCCUCUACAUCAUGUGUCACAUCCCAGUGUUCUGCUGGAUCUCAGCCACAGUUCUAGAGAAGAUGUUGAGUCAAGCAGAGAGUGGAGAGAUUCCCAAGACUCUCACUCAAAUGUUCACACACUUCCUGAUCAUACAGACCAACAUCAAGCAUGAGAAGGAUUACGAAAAGAAAGUGAACAGUGAAGACUUGAUCCUCAAACUGGGGAAACUGGCUUUCCAGCAACUUACUGAAGGCAAUCUGUUGUUCUAUGAAGAAGAUCUGAGAGAGUGUGGCAUUGAUGUGAUUGAAGCAUCAGUAUACUCAGGGUUGUGCACUUGUAGAGAGGACUUGCAUCAAAGGAGAGUCUACAGUUUUGUUCAUCUAACCAUCCAAGAACACCUAGCUGCUCUGUAUGUGCAUCACUCCUUUACGAAAAACAACAUUAAUGUGUUUAAUGUUACGGUACCAACUUAUGAAACAAAAAAUGAACAGAUUUUAAUAUUUGACCUACAUCAGAAAGCUGUGGAUGAGGCUGUAUACAGUAAAACUGGACAUUUAGACCUUUUUCUUCGCUUCCUUCUGGGCUUUUCUCUGGAUUCCAAUCAGACGCUUUUAGAAGGUCUUCUGAUGCAGACAGAAAGCAGAUUUAGAGGAAUUUGUUGUUUCCAUAAUUUAGAGGAAACAGUCAAAUACAUCAGAAAGAAGAUAGAGGAACAUCCCACUCCAGAGAAAUUCAUCAAUCUGUUCCACUGUCUGAAUGAUAUGGGUGAUUACUCGCUAUUAGAUAAAAUGCUGUGUUAUCUAAGCUCUAAAUCUCUCCUAAACACCCUGUCAUCCUUACAGUGGUCAGCUCUAAUAUUUGUUCUGUUGACCUCAGAGAACUUGGGUGUGUUUAAAUUUAAGAAUUUUGCUUCAGUUAAGGAUCCUGAACAAAGGCUUCAAAUUCUCCUUAAACUGCUGCCUGUGAUUGAAGCAUCAACAUCAGUUCAGCUCGCUGAGUGUGAAUUGACAGAAGAAAGCUGCGUUCCUCUUGCCAAAGCUCUCUGCUCAGAAGCUUCAUGCGUGAUUGAGGUGAACCUGAGUGAAAAUACACUGAAAGAUGAAGGUGUCAAGUUUAUCUCUAAAGGACUGCAGAAUCCUCACUGUAAACUAGAAAUACUGAGUUUGAGGAACUGUGACAUCACAAACGAAGGUUGCACUUUUCUGAACUCAGUUCUUAAAUCAAAGUCCACACAACUGAGAGAGCUGGAUCUGUCUGAGAAUAGACUAGGAGCCUCAGGAUUGAAGCUGCUUUGUGAAGCUCUACUGAGCCCUCAUUGUAAACUGGAAAAACUGAAAAUUAAUGAUUGUGGGGUGACAGCUGAAGGCUGUGCUGCUCUGGCUUCAGUUAUGAAAUCAAACCUCUCACAACUAAAAUAUCUGGACCUGUCUAAUAAUCAAUUCGGAGAUGCAGAAAUCAAAAUCCUUUCUGAUGGACUGAGGAGUCCUUGGUGUAAACUGGAGAUUUUGAGGCUGAGAUUCUGUGACCUUUACACAGAUGAAGGUUGUGAUGUUUUGGCUUCAGCUCUAAAUUCAAACCCACACCUGAAAGCAUUAGAUAUGACGGGAAAUAACCUUGGAAAUUCCAGAAUUAAGUUGCUUUCUGCUAUGCUUAAAAAUCCAUGCUUCAAACUGGAAACUCUGUGGCUGAAUGAUUGUGGUCUCACGGGUGAGGGUUGUGUUGCUCUGGCUUCAGCUCUCAUAUCGAACCCCUCACACCUGAGAGAACUGGAUCUGUCUCAUAAUAAUAUAGGAGAUGCAGGAAGAAAGCUGUUCUCCCUUGCUCUAGACAAUCCUCACUGUAAACUGGAAGUACUAAGGCUGAUAGACUGUGGUCUCACAGAAGAAGAUUGUGCUGAUCUGGCUUUAGCUCUGAGUUCAGACAACUCGUGUUUGAGAGAGCUUAAUUUGUCAGAAAAUAAAAUCGGAGACUCUGGAAUUAAACACCUCUGUUCUAAAAUUAAGAAUCCUCACCCCAAACUGGAAGCACUUUGGCUGAUUGAUUGUGCCAUUACAGAUGAGGGUUGUGAAGCUCUGGCUUCAGCUUUGACAUCAAACCUCUCACAUUUAAAAAUAUUGUAUCUGUGUGACCAAAAAGUAACAAACACAGGAGUGAGCCAUCUUUCUGUCGCAUUGAAGAAUCCUGUCUGUGAACUGGAGACACUGAGGCUGUAUGGUUGUGACAUCACAGGUGUGGGUUUAGCGGCUCUGUCUUCAGUUCUCAUAGAGAAUCCACCCUUGCCAGAUGAUGAUAUGAGUAGAAAAGUAAAAGAUUUCAUGUAA
This is a messenger RNA of Carassius gibelio (silver crucian carp), 3144 nucleotides long. RefSeq names its product NACHT, LRR and PYD domains-containing protein 3-like. Bases 1 to 3144 code for a protein of 1047 amino acids. The transcript is spliced from 10 exons. Gene Ontology annotation, molecular function: protein binding. The record is from RefSeq and is a predicted model, not a curated record. NCBI's taxonomy places the organism in Eukaryota, Metazoa, Chordata, Actinopteri, Cypriniformes, Cyprinidae.